Molecule: messenger RNA, 4562 nt
Organism: Strigops habroptila (Kakapo)
Lineage: Eukaryota; Metazoa; Chordata; Aves; Psittaciformes; Psittacidae
Gene: CCDC91
Product: coiled-coil domain containing 91
Exons: 12
Coding region: 2252-3505 (417 amino acids)
Biological process (GO): Golgi to lysosome transport
Cellular component (GO): trans-Golgi network
Source: RefSeq, a predicted model, not a curated record
GUGUCUACAGUUUUGGCCAAAGAUUUUGGUAUGUUAGGUAGGUGCAUUUCACAAAAGUUCUUGUGGCCUAUGUUAAGCUGAUGGUCAGGUUUUGGUGACUGCGUUUUCUGUAGGAAAGCUUGCAGGUAUCUUAGAUAUGUGCAUCUAUCUGUGUUUGAAUACAUUCAUCAUGCAUUGUUAUCGGUCACAGAGAAGAAAGGCUUGAGCAACCUGAUCUGAAUGCAGUGUUGACCCUGCUUUGAGCUUGGAUUGGAUGGCUUGCUGCCCUGAAUUCUGGCCUAAAUUAUUCUGUGAUCUGAUGAAUACAAACUUGUUGAUAAGAUUUACUGAAAAUGCAGUGGCUUACAUAUUCAUAACCCAUGAGAAGCUUCCUUCUUUACACAGGAGUGUGACUGGAGAGCUUCUCAAGCAUUUUAGGACAUGAAUGUCAUGAGAAUUAUAAUGUUUUGGAAAUGGCCUGGGCUGAAUGACCUACUGUGUCUUUUCCAACUAUAACUUCUAUGAAUCUGUAAUUUUGAGGUUGACUUCUUGUUGUCCAAUUUUACAGUUACUUAAUUCUAGUAUCAGGCAUAUUUUAAGAGACCACAUUUAGUCAUGGUAAGACCGUGUGGCUUGUUUUUUCUUCUUAUUUUUUAAAUCCUUCUAAAGAUUGUCGGCACUUAAUGUAUUCUUUCCUAUUCCGGUACCACAAAUAAUGUUCCUAGUCUGUGAGGAAAAAAGUCUGAUUACCCGUUCUGGAAUAGAUGAGUGAUUAAAAAAAGCUGCUUCCAAAAUUGUUGCAGUUCUGUCUGAGGCGUUAAGCUCGUGCUGCUGUUUACUUAUACCAGAACUGCAUCCAUCACCAGAAUAAGGGGUGGAAUUCAGCAUUGUUACCAAUUAAGUUUAUAACAAAUUAUUCAGACAUUUUUUAGAGCUGAAUGUACAUGUACUUCUGAGGGCUAUGAAAGACUCCUAACUGAAAAUAAGGUUGAUUAAUUUCUUUCUAAAUAGUUCUUAAAACAUUGGUGUGGCCCUGUUUCCUUGUCCCUGCAGAAAGCUCCCUUUUUAUCCAAGAAGAAAUAUGUUUUGGGAAGGCCAUCGAGUAAGAGCUCUUGCAUUAACACUCUUUAAAGAGAACACCUCAGCCUUUGAGGUUUUUGGGUGCCCUAUGUCCGUAUCCCUCAGGACUUAAUCCAUGCUUUUUAUCCUAAUUUGCUGCCUGCUUACUUGUGAUACAUGUUAAGUUUGCCAGUUUACAGCAAACAAAGCAUGCAGACCAAUCAGGAUUUCUUUUUGGUGGACUAGAAACAUAGCUUUGUCGUUGAAAACAGAGGUAUGUGUACAUGUAUGAACACAUAUUAUGCAUACACAAAUAGCAAAUGGCUCUUCCUAGCUGGUGGACAAUCACUUAGCUGAAGAACUGGAAAUUAAAGGAUUAGCAGUUAUGCAUGAAAACACUAUUGAUACUACUGAGACUUAACUUGGAGUCUGUUUCUCUCAUUCCCUUUAAAUGGUGUAUGGAAUAAUUCAUAGAUCAAUCAUGUUAUUACAGCCAUGAAAUGUCUGUGUUAAAAUUUGUGGAGUAAAGUAAUUUUAGGUCAAAAUACUCUUCUGGUCAUUACCAGACUUAGAAAACAUGUAUAUGAAAUGUAAUAACAAAGAUGAUUCAGUAACAGGUUCUUCUUCAUUUUUUUUCUUCUGAACUACGUGUUUUUUCUCUAUCAAAAGUUUCUUCUAGUUUAUGUAUACAUGGGUUCUUAUAAAUUUUCUUGUAUGGGUUUGUGUUGUUUUCCUGGAAAUCCUCACUAGUAUUUAAUACACGUUUUGUCUACGGAGGAUUCUGUCCUUUACUGCCUUCUGUCAGUGCUGUAUUUGGUGAUAAAUGAAAGUAGUUAAUCAUUUAGAACAUUAUUUUUCAUAUUUCAUCAGUGUUUGCCUUUUUUGUUAUUAAAAACAAGUCUCUUAAUUCAAAGGUCUUUUCCAACCUAGUUGAUUCUAUGAUUUUAGCAUGCCUUUCCAAAAUUGCUUUAAGUCCUGUUGCACUCCUCUGAACUUGUUCCAGUUUGUCUUUUUAAAACACAGUGCUGAAUAUGGAAUACACUUUCUCUGGCUGAGACAUAACCAGUUCUGAGAUGAUGGGAGUAAUGUCUCUUGCUUUUUGGGAAGAAAAUCUGCUGUGGUACUUCGAAGUAACUUUGGGUAAAGUCUGUAGGAGCUGUUGAUGUGAUACAUUGUGUAUAGAUUCCUGCUAUAUUCUGGUACCAGUUGAAAAAUGGAUGAUGAUGACUUUGGAGGAUUUGAGGCAGCAGAGAGUUAUGAGUUUGGGAAUGGUGAAAAGCAGACUACAUCCCCUGCUAUUGCUUGGGCAGCAUUCCCUACAGUAUCUGAAGUCCAUAUAUCUCCUGAUGUUCUUUUGGAGCACUCUCUGCCAUCUUCCUGCCUGGUUCCUUCUGACUCAUUCAGUUUAUCAAGUGAUAAUGUGGCAGCAGCUAUUCAAACAGCCACCAAUGUUACAAACCCUGCUGUUCCUGAAGAACAGAUUCAAGCAGAUAUUCCAGUUGCCUCUUUGAACAUAAUUGAAGACAAGACUUUAGUUACAUCAACCAUUGCUUUGGUUGAUGCCGAGACACAGAGAACAAAUGAACCAAAAAGCUACCUUCAACAAGCUGUUGCAAACCUAGAAAUCAAGCUUUGCACUGCUGAAGAAGAAAAAUUAAAAAUUAAAAAGGAAUUAGAACAUUUAUUGGAAAAACACAGUAUUCUAGAAAUGGAUUUCUUGAAGGAAAAAAAAGAAAAAGUAAUUUCACAUCAAGAUCACUACAAGAUGCUCCAGGAAAAGCAUAAGCAGGAGUUAGAAGACAUGAGAAAAGCCGGACAUGAAGCUUUGGGUAUUAUUGUUGAAGAAUUCAAGGUGCUGCUACAAUCUACAGUUCAACAGCAAGAAGCAGCUAUUGAAAAACAGUAUAUUCUAGCAAUUGAAAAACAUUCCCACAAAUGUGAAGAACUUCUUAAUACUCAGCAUCAGCGACUUCUUGACAUUUUGGAAGCAGAGAAGGAAGCGUUAUCAGAAAAGAUAGAAGAAGCUUUGAUGCAGCAGUCACAAAAACACAAGGUUGAAAAAGAAGUAGUGCAGGCAGCUAUUCUGAAAGCAGUAGAGGAGGAGAGGAGAAAUAUGGAGAAGAUUCAUGCAGAAGAAAGAAAAAUGUGGGCAGCAGAACGUGACAAAGAUAAAGAGAAGAUUGCCCAGGCUGUUCAGGAAGCCAUGCAAGAGCAAAAAAAGCAAAAUCAAGAGAUUGUCAAGGAAGCAUUAAUGGAGGAGCAAAAACGAAGUGAAAAGGCAGUUGAAGAAGCAGUGAAAAGGACAAGAGAGGAACUGAUGGAAUAUAUUAAAGAGCAGAAAAGGCUUGAUCAAGUUGUCCGUCAGAGAAAUCUGCAUAGUUUGGAACUUUUCCUCUCAUGUGCACAGAAACAGUUAGGCGUUUUAUUAAAUGAAGAGCCAACCACUACAGAGGAAAAUAGAGACUGACAUUCUCAGUACCGUUGAUAGUGUGAUUGUGAAGCUGCAAAUCUCAAUACAGCAGAUGAUGAAUAUAUUCUAAUCUUUUGGGAUUGUAUCGUUGAUUCAAGAUUGAGUUGAAACUAUGCUUGAUAGAAAUAUUUGUGGAUGAUAUUCUUUAUUUAUUUUACUACCAUUAUUAGAUUGCGAAUAUGAGAGGGAAAAAUUCCCUGGAAAAAAAAUUGGGUUUAUUUAUUAUUUUUCUUUCAUUACAUUUUCUACUAGCCCAUGAUUGAAGUUCCAGAUAACUGCAGCAAUGAUGAAAACAUUUCUGUUAUGUCUGUUUCAAAUUCGGCAUCAUGGUUUGAUGUAAUUUAUCAGCAUUUUUGAUAUUUAAAAAAAUGGUGAAAAGCAUUUAACUGACUAUAGAUACAAAUACAUCUCUAUUUCCAAAGUAUAUGCCCAAGUACAUUUCUUCAGGUGAGCCUGAGGAGCUUCUUAUUUCUUCCUACUUUUGAUGUAUAACAAGAAGAAUCAGUACUGAAACAUAGGAGUGUUUACAGGCAUUUCUGUAGUCAUUUAUAAACAACUCCAGCUCCAGUAAUAGAAAAGUUUAAAAACUAAACAGUGCAUCUUUUUAGAGUAGUGCAAAACAUUGCCAGAACCACUGUAUAAUAUGUAUUUUAUUUCUGUUUUACAAAGCUAGUUUGAUUCCAAAAGUCAUUUUCUCAUGAAAGUACGAUUAAUGUGACUGACCUCAGUUUCAGGAAGAUGUAUGUAAUUACGUGGAGACUGAUACUGUACUGCCUCAGUGGAAUUUUUGACAGAAUAAGGAGUGCAGCUUGCUGACCUCAAAUGCCCUUUCUAAACCCACUGAAGGAAGUAGAAAAACUCCUUGCUGACGUUAUUGGACUUUGGAUCAAGUCGUAGGUCUUUCUAGGCUUGCUAAUUGCAGUAUAGAGGGAAAUUUCUGUGCCUACACUCUAUUGAUUGUAGAUUUGGGGCCUUACUUAUAAAAGAGUUCUGAAUGAAAUAAGGAAAUAAGUGUAUGUGCUUAGGAAUGUAAAUAAACUGAAAAUUAUAUUUC